GUCGGUGUUUGGUCCACGUGUGUUGUGUCUUGUGUCGUGAUGUUCAUCCCUCGUCACCCGCGUCAUCCCUCGCCGCUCACCGUCCCCGGGCCGCCACGAGGAGAGGUGAAGAUCUGUGGCUGCAAGACAUCAGGCAAAGAGUACCAAAACAAUCCAGUACGCGCGGCUGCACAGAACACCUUUGUUCAGAAUCCUGCGGGUGGCAUGCGGGACGUGGCGCGGUGAGGCCCAGCGAGGUCCUCCGAGUAACCAGCACCAACUUGGGCCAUUAGCAACUCCCUGAAGGAGACAGGGCGUGGCUCUGGGGACGCCGACUCAUUCUUAAAAGCUUCUCUCGUUGAGCCGCUGGCUUUCCUGCCUCUUUUUUUGCAACAGGGUAGAAAAAGAGAAUACAGGAGGAAAGGGAGGCCGUUCUUUUAUCCGUAUUCCAUAAUCUCUUUUCAAGGUGGUCAGUCGUUUCUUAUGUGUAUAGCCGUUGGCAGGCAGAAGAAACUCGUCGUUAAAUAGAUAUUCCUCUUCCACUUAUUGAUCCUCCUAUUUAUCCUUACUCUUCCUUACCCUCCUCAUGGCGCCCCGCGUGGAAGAUGAUUGGUCGUCCACAUUAUGAAAGAUAAUAAAGGAGAAAAAAACUUCACAUCGUCGUCAUCGUUGAUUGGCCGGCGCUGUGGACGUCGAACACGGAGCUUCACCACCAAGUCAAGUAUCAUCACCUCCAACACCACCCCGGAGUAACCACCCCGGGCAUUCCCCGCGUUCUGAUCGGCCGCUGGUUCUCUCCGGAGAGUAUCCAUGGGUCCAGAAUAAUCACCCCGGGAAUUCCCUUGGCGCGAGAAGCAUCCAGUCGAUCGAGUAAUAUAAUACUACCUAAUUAAGGUUCGCAGGUCGGAAGCCUCUCAAAAGCCGCCUCAUUGAUCGCUUCCCUCUCACUCCUUUAAUUAAUUCAGUCCCUAACCCACCCUCUCCCCAACCGGCGGCUACUUGUAACUCAUCUCCCAUUGAUCAGUCAGCACGAAGAAAGCGUAGACUGGUCUUUGUAUGGGCGACGCGUGAAGGCCACACGGGGCGAGAGAGACCCCAUGUGAUUGGCCGCGCGAGUGUGGAGACUGUCCAGGGGUGAGAUUGUCUGCCGGGGCAAUAGAGAGCGAGCCUGCUUUCCUACCUCUCUUCCUUGCUUGGCCGAGAUGCUGAUGCGAGUCAACAAAAUUACUAAUUAGAGCGCCAGCGAGACACAGGAGAGAUGGAGGAGGAAGAGGGGCACAACAAAUGAUACUGCAAUUACCGUGAAGCAUCCAUGAGGAAAAUCCUCAUUGGGAAAAAGUAUUCUAAAAGUUGCGAGUAUUUGCCUUCUGGUUGUAUGGGUGCACGAGGACAAGAAGAGCCGCGGAGAAAGGCGGAGGAGGAGGCGGCAACAAGAGGAAGAGGAAGCAAGCCGCACACCAACCCGCCGAGCCUGUCCAGGAAAAGUUUGUGAGAAUUCUUGCGAAAAAUUACCCGUUGCUCGGGUGAGGAUUGCCGGUGGCGCGUUGUUUUUAGAUAAGUGUUUUUGUGUCCUGCCUGUGGGAAAGAGGAACCGAUUUCCAUGAGCCAGUGACGUCAACCAAAGAAAGAAAUGUGUGACUGGCAGCGCUUCGAGGCCGAAACUUGACCAUUUUGACACUUUUGUUGUAGGAAAAGUGAAGGAAAGGACAACGCAAAACAUGUGUUAUUGCUGAAAGAGAAAGUGAAACGACACCCCCCCCAAAAAAAUUCAUUGACUAACUUUACAGAUAACGAAAGACGGACGAUUGACCUCUGGCCCAGGUGUAUCAGGAAGGAAGACGUGCGUGGCGCUGGUGUGUGUCGGUGCCUCUGUACGUGUGUGGGCGUGAGUGUUUGUAGGCGCUUCAGGUAUCAGUGGGCGGGGCGGCAGCCACACACACAACACAUGAAGGCGAGGAUCCAAUCCGUAACGAGUAAGGAAGCGGCUUUUUGGUCUCGCUGUUGGCACUCCUCGCGCCCCUGGCUCGUGGAAUCGGCAAUAUAUCGCAUCCACUGACUGCCCGACACUCCCGCCUUGACGCUAUCUGGAAGGGACACAAAUUGGACAUCAGUACAGCUCACCCCGAGACUAUCCUACCACCAUCACCACUACCACCACCACCAUCUCCACCAUCACCACCACCACCAUGAACACGCCCACCACUAACACCUCAGUAAGGCCAGGGUGUGCACCGCGGAUCCAGCUGGAUGAAAUCAGUGUAUAUUGAUCACCUCGUUCUUGACAUCCACGCACGCACGCACGCACGCAACAAAUAUCCUGCAAACUCAGCCGGGGAACAUUAUCCGUUAUAUAUGCCAUCUUGUUCGUGUUUCUCCCAAGGCAGUGUAAAAAUCUGGCUCACUUCCUGAGCGACGCGGAUGACGAGCCCUUGCGCCUCCAACCCCGCCCCGCCACACACCCCGCCUCAAAACACGCAAAGAACUUGUCCGUGUCUGUGAGGGUCUGUGAGUGCCUCCGCGACGUGUGGGACGUGUAACAGACGCACUCACUCAAGGUGGAGAGAAAUAAGAAAAUAGAGACAGGUAGUUUAGUGAUGAUAGUGCCGUGAAGGCGUGUGCUAACGCCUCAUCUCUGCUGUGCUUGGGGCGUGUACCUGUGCAUCGCCAACCGUUCACCAUCACCUCCACCACCACCGCCGCCGCCCACAAUGCUACCCUCACCAGGGCACCUUCUCGCCCUCCUCGCCUGCUGCCUCGGUGUCACCCUCACCCCCGCCGCAGCUUAUCGUAAAGGCGUGUGGCGGCGCGUUGAGGCCGUGGCGGGGCGCGAGGCGGUGCUGCCCUGCGAGGUGGGUAACUUUGAAGCAUCAGACAUGGUGUAUGUGGUGCUGUGGUACAGGAACGGCGACAAGGAGCCCAUCUACAGCUACGACAACCGGCCGGGCCGCCUGCAGGCCACUGAGGAGCGCCACCUGGUCAAGAGUCGCCUGCUGCAGGGUCGCGCUACCUUCCGGCCGGGCCACCUGCCGGCGCUGCACAUCAAGCCGGUGGGGAGCAGCGACCAGGCCAACUAUACCUGCAGGGUAGACUUCCGGAUAGCCACGUCACGGCGCACACACCUGAGCCUUCACGUGGUGGUGCCGCCGGAGCCGCCCGUCCUGAGGGCCGGGGGUCAGCGGGCGACGGACGGGGUGCUGGGGCCGCUGCAGGAGGGUGGCGCCUUGGAGAUCACCUGCAGCGUGGCGGGUGGCGACCCUCCGCCCUCCGUCGUGUGGAGGCGGGACGGGGAGGUCCUGGAUGCCACUUCGGAGUCGCGGUCCCCGGCACUCACGGUCAACCUGUUCAGCGUUCUGCGACUCACACGGGACUACCACAACGCCAGACUCACCUGCCUCGCCUCCAACAACAACGUCACCAGCCCCGCCAGUGCCUCCGUCACCGUCAAGAUGAACUUGCGGCCGCUGGUGACAAGGAUAGAGGCACCACCCAAGUGGCUUCGGGUGGGCCGCGAGAUCGAGAUCUCGUGCGUCGUGGCGGGCAGCAGACCACACCCCAACGUGACCUGGACACUCGGCACUCUCACCAGCCUCACGCCCCUCCCUGCCGAGACGGAGCACGGGGUCAACGUGAGCACUUCAUGCGUCAAGGUGGUCGCCUCCCGCCGCCACCACGGCCAGCGCCUCACCUGCACCGCCGUCAAUCCGCUCUUCCCCGGCGCCAGACUCUCUGACUCCACGCUGCUCAACGUCACCUACCCCCCCGUGGCCACAAUGGAGCUUGGUCGCGGCGUGUCCCCGAUCGUGAAGGAGGGCGAGGACGUCUACUUCAACUGUAACGUGGAUUCCAACCCGCCGACCUACAAGAUCUCGUGGUUCAGGAGGAGCCAGGCCAUCCUGCAACCCCGCACAAGGCAUCCUGCUCAGUGGCAACAGCCUGGCCCUGCGCAGCAUCACCAGGCAUCAGGCGGGGCCCUACACCUGCUCCGCCUCCAACGUCGAGGGGACGCCCACAGCCCCCUGCUCACCCUCCACGUCAACUGUGAGUGUUGA
Molecule: messenger RNA, 4028 nt
Organism: Eriocheir sinensis (Chinese mitten crab)
Lineage: Eukaryota; Metazoa; Arthropoda; Malacostraca; Decapoda; Varunidae
Product: synaptogenesis protein syg-2-like
Exons: 11
Coding region: 2688-4028 (446 amino acids)
Source: RefSeq, a predicted model, not a curated record